This is a messenger RNA of Copidosoma floridanum, 4074 nucleotides long. RefSeq lists its product as uncharacterized. Lineage: Eukaryota; Metazoa; Arthropoda; Insecta; Hymenoptera; Encyrtidae. The record is from RefSeq and is a predicted model, not a curated record.
CAAAAAUUUGAGCUCAAUCGGAUGAAAAUAACCAACCCUGGAUUAGACUGGCAGAUUUUGCGUGCACGUCAAGUAAGUAUACAUACACUAGGCAUUUUGCUCUGGUAAAAAUAUGGAAAAAAAAAAAAAAAUGAAUAUAGGCACAACCGACCGAGCCCUGAAAACAGGUGAGCCUCCUCCGCUGGAUGAAGUUUUAAUAAUGCACCAACUCUUCCAGGCAACACACUCGGCUGCAGUUUGAAAAUAAAUCUGUCUAGAUUUUGCUCAUUUCAGAAAUGCGACGCCUACACCCUUGGGGGGGCCCGAUACACCAAAGUUUUACAAGCAGGUGCACGGAGUGUCGAGAGCAAUAAAACCAUGCGAAUUGCCCCUGCUGCGGCUCACGUGCACCGGGAUAAUUUGCAAUUUCAAUGAGAAGCCUCUCUCUUUCGUAAACACAGCCGCCACCGCCGCCCCAACUAUGCCAAAUCAUCCGCGAAGGGAAAACAACUAUAUCCCUCAUCGCGACGAUCACGAAGGGGGGGGGGAGGUUUUUUACGCUGCUAACAGCUCCCUCUCGAAAUUAUUAAAGAAAUAGGAAAAAUUCCAAUUAUCUCUAAUGAGCGAAAAAAAAAAUCCACCUCGUUUGCGCUCGCGCUUCUGUAUAUAUAUGCACAUGCAUACACGCAUUUAUGCUACAACGAUCGCAAGGCGGGCGAAGCACGUGGUGCAUCUCGCGACUCGUUGAUCAUUACUUGGUGCUCUUCCGCCCGUUAAAUUUAUACCCCUACUCCCCCUCCCCCUGUUUUUCCUCACCUGAUAACAUGUAUAUGUAUAUAAUUGUAAGUAUAUAAUAGUAUUUGCCAAAACUCGUGAAAAACACACACACGAGCGCCUUGAUUUAUUUAUAUACCGCGAGCGCGCGUUGGGCUAAAUAAAGACAAGACAACUUUAGUUCUUCCACUUUGUGCUGCUGCACAUGACUGCUAUAUGUACUGCCGAUCCGACUUUUAUGCCAAAACGGCACUAUGUCCAUUUUAAAUCACAUGUAUAUAUAUAUAUAAUAUCUCCUCGCGGAGAACAUUAUAUGUACGUACACAACGUAUAUAAUAAGUGUUACGGGUAUCUUCGUCCCGCGUCCACGUUGAUGCAGUUGUCAUUGUUGUUGUUGCCGCCGCCCCCUCUUUGCCAUUAGUUAAAAGUGACAAGGGAGGGGGCAUCAUCAUCGUCAUCGUCAUAGCGUUGCUAGCGCAUCACGAGAGUAGCUUAUUUGUCAAAAGCACCGCUUAGUUCGAACUCACGCGAGCUUUUGCUAAAGUCGCGUUGCUGUUGUAUAGUUUUUGUUGAUUCCUGUAUACACGUGAGGGGAAGAAAAAAAAAAAAAAAAAAAAGGAAGCCCGAGGGACACUGCCGCGCUGGACUGCCGAUCUCGAUCGUGAUUGAACCCUAGACCAUCGCCUCACGAUGAAUCUUAUGUUCCGCCGGAAUUUGGAGAAGGGCGGCGCGGGGGCCAGCGUCGGUGGCGGUGGCAGCGGUGGCGGAGGAGGAGGUGGCUUCGGCUCGGGGGGAUUUGGCGGCCUUCAGCUCAGUAGCGGCAACAACGGCGGUUUCGGCCCGGAGCCCCGAGCUCUAGGCGUGCGCCGCAGCAGGGACCUCGCCGGCCAGCCUAUGCAGCACCAGGAGCAGGAAUCCGGCGCCGGCCACGCUUACCGCACUCACUUGUUGUUCUCUGCGCACACAGGCGGUGGUCCUGCCUCGGCCGAGGAGCUAGCCGAGCGUUUCGGGCCCCGGAGGACCUCCGCCAACCCCCAGCAGCUCGUCAAGUGGGGCGGUUCACCCACCAACCAGCAACAGCAACAGGGCAGACGGAAGCAGAGCCAGCCCCAGCUCGACGAGCAACUCCAGCAUGGCAGGCAACAACAGACAUCCACUCCCCAGACCCUCGCCGGACAGCCCCGGCAGGCGGCCUCCUGCAGUUCCCGCUCCUCGUCCUCGAUGCAACAGCAACAGGUGUCCUUCGGCGGUAGAAGCUCCCAGCACCAGCAGCGCCCGAUCGCCUUCACACCCAGCCGCAGCGAGCCCAUCUCCUUGGCGCAACUCGAUCGCGACUGCUUCAUCAUACCGCUGGCCUCGUUGGACCGCUUCCUGCCCGCCGGUGUGCCGAGGGUCGCCGCAGCGGCGGCGGCGGCCGCGGCAGCCGGAGCGAGCAGUAGCGACAAGCGCAGGCCUGGCAGUCCGCUGUCGGUGCUGGAGGUCGAGGAUCCGAAGCAGUGCGUCCUGGCUCACUUCAUGACGAGCCUCGAGCCCCUCGAGCCCCUGGUCGAGCCCGUGGGCGUCCAGCCUCUCGUCCUGCAGCGCGACACGGCCGCCGAGCUGCUCUCCGAGAUCUCGCCUUCCGCCUCCCAGAGCAUUCUCCUGACCAACAUGGAACGAAACGCCGAUUUCCCGUUCAUCGGAUACUACGUGCUGAACAAGCAAAAGACGGAGCCGCUCGAGUUUUACCAGGAGGUGCAGGGCGCCGCCCUGAAAAAGUUCGACCCGCGCAGCUUGCGCUACAUCGCGAACCAUAGCCUCGAGCUUUUUAACGAGGUGGCAACGAUCGCGAGGCCACCUCUCGAGCCUCCGGGAGGCCGGCCGCCUGUUCCCUCGACCGGCUACCUCGUCUCGAUCUUCAAGGUCUUUGAGGGCGACGACGGUCUCAAGUUCGAGCAGAACUGGCUCUACUGGACAGGUGCGCGAAUGAUAUACCGAUAUCUGCCGAAAUCGGUGGGCCUCAGAAGGAUCACGCUGCACAAGUCCAUGUCCCAGGGUGACAAGACAUACUUGCUCAUCUGCGAGUGUUCGCAGCUCCAGGAGAAUCUCUCGGCCGCCGCGAUACUCCUGCCGGCUCUGAGAGCGAGGCUCUGCGGCUACGUCGGCCUCUACAGGCCCUCGGUGUGCUUUUAGACGCGUCACAACUAAUAUAGACUCAAGUAGUACUUAGUGUACCGAUAUCAUGCAAAAUGCAACCGUCCGCUGGAUAAAGCGCCUCUCGUGUAUCUGGUGCACUUGACGCGGGCGCCCAGGAGUUCAGAGACCUAUCAUGUCCUUAUGAUUUGUCGUUUCAAUUGUUUGCGUCGAUUAAAACUCGAUUCAGCUGAUUCGUACAAAGAGCAGGUUUCGCGUUCAAUAUACAAAGCAGCGAAUGACAAAUUUUUACACACCGUGAGUACACACACACACACACACACAUAUAUUAUAUAUAUAUACGCACGUAUCGUCGCGACGGUUUACAUAUCAUGAUUCGACGAGCUGUGAUAGCUCGCGAGACGCCUCCUUGUAAACGCGCGAAAAAGCCUUAAACUCUUUUUGUUCACGAGAGUGCGAGAGCUGGUGCGUGAAUGAUUUGUCGUUAGAAGUACCUUCACUCGCGUUGGGUAGAAUAUUCUACUUUUUAAUUUCAAAGAGUUCAUAUUAUAUUACACUUAGGGACGUAAUUUCGGGAACAUGUAAACCAGUAAUACCCAUUACUAUUACUAUAAACUUAGCAAGACUUUGAUUCAAUCGAGAAUCCUCAGAUGGAUUUGUUGAUAAAGGUACUUGAUGGUGAGUUUGGAACUAAUGAUAUCUCUAGCGAGGAAUAAGAAAGAUACUAUUUUAAAUAUACAAAACGAUACAAAGAGAAAUUAGAUAUGUAAAAUGAAAAAGAUAAAACAUUUCUGGCAUUGUAGUACAAAAUUAAUAUAAAAUCUAUGCUUGUUGCCUAAGCAGUGAAAGACGAGGGAGACAAUAUAGUUUAAUACCUAAAUUAAAGAUACAAAAGCGAUGCAAUUUAAUAUCUUGUUACAUAGUAUCUUUGACACUUAAGUCAUAAAAUUAUCUUUUGCCUGGUUAGGAAAAACAUUUGCUGUGAUUUGUGCAUGACAUGCUCUCACGCCGUGCACAUAUGUAUAAAUAAUUGAGAAAAAUCUCUUACAAUUAACAUCAACUGUGAUUGCAUACAAUAUAAAAAAAUAAAAUAAAAAAAAGAGGAAAUUUUCUAAAAAUUAUUUAGAGCACCAUUUCUGAAUUUCUUAAACUGUAUUUGCUAUUUACAUCUGCUUGGUGAGCCAUUUG